This is a messenger RNA of Alternaria arbusti, 948 nucleotides long. RefSeq lists its product as uncharacterized. The transcript has a single exon. The record is from RefSeq and is a predicted model, not a curated record. Gene Ontology annotation, molecular function: ubiquitin protein ligase activity. The coding region runs from base 1 to 948 and encodes 315 amino acids. Gene Ontology annotation, biological process: ubiquitin-dependent protein catabolic process. Lineage: Eukaryota; Fungi; Ascomycota; Dothideomycetes; Pleosporales; Pleosporaceae. Gene Ontology annotation, cellular component: endoplasmic reticulum.
AUGUCGGCCGACCGCUCUCACAGGGACGACGAUGACAUAACCCACCCACUCCACGACGCCAACCUCGACACCCCCGAUAGCCACCACCACCACCACUACUCCCCCGAAGCCUUCGACUUUGGCGAGCUCUUCGGCCACUACAGCGCCCCCGCCGACGAGGGCCAAUUUGACGACGUCUACCGUGCCCCGCCCGUGCCCUACUCCACCGGCUUCUUCGACCACGUCCUCAAUCCAGCCGGGCUCGAUCACGGACGCUAUUCACCCUUCGCUUGGCGCCCGUACAGCCCAUUCACCGGAGAGAUGCCGCCCGCCACACGCGCACGACCACAGGGCUCACGCCCUGACCGUCUCGCAAAUGGCUACGUCGACCUCACCAGCGCCCCCGAGUCACCACCGCGGAGAAGGAAGCCGCAGUCGCCCACCCCGGGCCCCUCAGCGAAGCGCCAGAAGCGGGACGACGGAUCAGCAGCGGAGGUCAAGCAGCAGAGCGCCGAGCCCGAAAAGAUUGAAGAGCUCGACUUGACGGAGCAGAAGACGCCGCUGCAAGAGGCUCUGCAGAAGCAGCGCGAGGAUGCUGUCAAGGCGCAGGCAAAGCCAGAGGAGACCGUCACUACCUUCAACUCGUUCAACUGCGUCAUCUGCAUGGACAACCCCACAGAUCUUACGGCGACUGCGUGUGGUGAGUACAAUCCAUGCCAUCUCAAGUGUUUCACUAAUUGUCCAGGCCACCUCUUCUGCCACACGUGCCUCAUGGAAGCCCUCAUCGCCGGCGAGAACCGCACCGGGCCCCACGAAACGAAGCGCUCUCAGUGUCCCGUCUGCCGAAAGACGAUCAGCCGGAAUAAAGCGACGGACGUGAUACCUUUGCUGCUGAAGAAGGGUCUGGCUACACAGCCGAGGAAGAAGGUGGUUGCACCAGCUGCAGCACCCGCACCCAAGGUAGCUUGA